Dendronephthya gigantea is the source of this 1527-nucleotide messenger RNA. RefSeq names its product RNA 3'-terminal phosphate cyclase-like protein. Gene Ontology annotation, biological process: ribosome biogenesis; endonucleolytic cleavage of tricistronic rRNA transcript (SSU-rRNA, 5.8S rRNA, LSU-rRNA). Gene Ontology annotation, cellular component: nucleolus. The record is from RefSeq and is a predicted model, not a curated record. Gene Ontology annotation, molecular function: RNA endonuclease activity. Lineage: Eukaryota; Metazoa; Cnidaria; Anthozoa; Malacalcyonacea; Nephtheidae. The transcript is spliced from 9 exons. Bases 4 to 1128 code for a protein of 374 amino acids.
AAGAUGGCGGCAGAUUUGACUUACGAAGGUUGUAAUUUUUAUCGCCAAAGAUUGAUUCUUUCUACCUUGAGCGGAAAAUCAUUAAGAAUAAAAAAUAUCAGGGCAUACGAUGAUGAUCCUGGUCUUAAAGAUUUCGAGGCUGGAUUCAUAAGACUGCUAGAUAAACUAACCAAUGGUUCAAAAAUUGAAGUCAACGAAACGGGUACAUCAAUAUUUUAUAAACCUGGCUUGCUUAUUGGUGGAACUGUGGAUCAUGAUUGCAGCAUUCAAAGAUCAGUUGGUUACUUUCUAGAGAGUAUUGUUUGUCUAGCUCCAUUUUGUAAAAAACCUCUUAAAUUGACAUUACGAGGUGUAACAAAUGAUGAUGCAGACCCAUCUGUGGAUAUUAUAAAGACAGUAACCAUUCCUCUAAUGAAACGAUUUUUGUUGGGUGAUGAAAGAUUGGACUUGAAGAUUGUAAAGAGAGGAGCUGCACCAAACGGAGGAGGAGAAGUAAUAUUUUCAUGUCCUGUCCGACGGACCUUGAGACCCUUGCAGUUCACAGAACCUGGAAAAAUCAAACGAAUACGAGGAUUGGCAUAUUCUGUACGAGUUUCACCUGCGAUGGUCAACAGAAUCGUUGAUGCUGCUAGAGAAAUUUUAAAUAAAUGCGUAUCAGACAUUUAUAUUUACACAGACCACUGCAAAGGAAGCCAAGCUGGAAGGUCCCCAGGUUUUGGAUUGUCUCUCGUUGCUGAAUCAACGAAAGGAGUUUUAUUAUGCGCUGAAAGUUCAUCAAAACCAGCUACAGAAGGAAAUGUUAUUUCACCUGAAGAUCUUGGAAGACAAACAGCAAUGUCGCUUCUGGAGGAAAUAUACAGGGGUGGCUGUGUGGAUUCAAGACAUCAAUGUUUGCCUUUGCUUUUUAUGGUUCUUGGUCAACGUGAUGUUUCGAAAAUUUUAACUGGACCACUAUCACCACACACGAUACAAUUUCUAAGAUAUUUACGUGAUUUCUUUGGCGUGGUUUUCAAGGUGCAAAGUUUAUCAAAAGAAGAGAGCGAUGAGACAAUGACAGGAUGUGAUACACACAUACUAUUAUCAUGUAUAGGUGUAGGAUAUAGCAAUGUUAGCAAAUCAAUAACAUAAAAUAAUGGUACAUUUAUAGAGAAUAUGGCAUACUUGUCCAAUACACCCAAUGCAACAAUGUUACUAUUUAUUUGAGAGUGAUAGAAAAUACUUCUAAUGGUGAGAGAGAUAAUUAACAAAACUGGAACUUGUUUAAAUAGUCAGAACAAUACCAAGAACAAUUUACAAUCUUUUAGUUGUACAUAAAGCUCCUGUGUCUCUGGAAUGAGGGAAGUGGGAUUUGCCUGACAUUAUUUAACAGGCUCCAAUUAAUUAGCUCUAUCACCAGGAAAGAUGUCUUUAAUACUUCCAAAAUAUGCUUUUAGGACCCUUUAAAUGCCAUUAGGAAACUGAAUCCUUUUUUCAACAUCUCAAUUAGUUAUGUGUCUAUAUAUCCACUACUUCUUUAUCCUUUUUCUU